Molecule: messenger RNA, 3597 nt
Organism: Callithrix jacchus (white-tufted-ear marmoset)
Lineage: Eukaryota; Metazoa; Chordata; Mammalia; Primates; Cebidae
Gene: GIN1
Product: gypsy retrotransposon integrase 1
Biological process (GO): DNA integration
Molecular function (GO): nucleic acid binding
Source: RefSeq, a predicted model, not a curated record
UAACCUUUCUGACCGUGGUUCCUAAGGCUCCCAAAAGGACUAUUCUCUUAAGAACCCGGGUAGUUCCGCUUCCGGCAGCGCCAGAUAAAUCUCGAGAGGAAGCUUAAAUCCUGUCGUUUGAAUUUAGGACCACCUCGGUUCACAAUGGUCCGUAGUGGAAAAAAUGGUGAUCUUCAUCUUAAACAGAUUGCAUAUUACAGACGAACUGGUGAAUAUCAUCCAACUACACUGCCAAGUGAGAGAAGUGGCAUAAGAAGAGCAGCAAAAAAAUUUGUCUUCAAAGAAAAAAAGCUGUUUUAUGUUGGAAAAGACAGAAAACAAAAUCGUUUGGUAAUUGUUUCAGAAGAGGAAAAAAAGAAAGUCUUAAGAGAAUGCCAUGAAAAUGACAGUGGAGCUCAUCAUGGUAUAUCCAGGACCCUCACUCUGGUAGAAUCCAAUUAUUAUUGGACAUCUGUGACCAAUGAUGUCAAACAGUGGGUAUACGCUUGUCAGCAUUGCCAAGUAGCAAAAAAUACAGUUAUUGUAGCACCGAAACAACAUCUUCUCAAGGUGGACAAUCCAUGGAGUUUAGUUACUGUUGAUCUGAUGGGGCCUUUUCAUACAAGCAACAGAAGUCAUGUGUAUGCUAUAAUCAUGACAGAUUUGUUCACCAAAUGGGUUAUGAUUUUGCCUCUAUGUGAUGUUUCAGCAUCAGAAGUUUCUAAAGCUAUUAUCAAUAUAUUUUUCUUAUAUGGACCUCCUCAGAAAAUAAUAAUGGACCAAAGAGAUGAAUUCAUUCAGCAGAUCAAUGUUGAACUGUACAGAUUGUUUGGCAUAAAGCAAAUUAUAAUUUCUCCUGCCUCUGGAACUGUUAAUCCAACAGAAAGUACACCUAGCACAAUCAAAACGUUUCUCUCCAGACACUGUGCUGACCACCCAAACAAUUGGGAUGAUCACCUAUCAGCUGUUUCAUUUGCCUUCAAUGUAACUCACGUGGAGCCUACAAAAAACACACCAUAUUUUCAAAUGUUUAAUCGAAAUCCCUAUAUGCCUGAGACUUCAGAUAGUCUUCAUGAAGUGGAUGGUGAUAAUACAAGUAUGUUUGCCAAAAUUCUAGAUGCAAUUAAAGAAGCCGAUAAAAUAAUGGAGAAUAAGACAACUUCAAUGAGCCAGAUGGAGAACAACAAUUUGGAUGAACUAAAUAAAAGCAAGAUCAUUGUUAAAAAGAAACCAAAGCAAUUAAAUCCAUUUCACUUAAAAGUGGGUCAUGAAGUUUUAAGACAAAGGAAAAAUUGGUGGAAGGAUGGUCGUUUUCAGUCUGAAUGGGUUGGUCCUUGUGUCAUAGACUAUAUUACAGAAAGUGGAUGUGCUGUCCUGAGAGACAACACUGGGGCUAGACUGAAAAGACCUAUCAAAAUGUCUCACCUUAAGCCCUACAUAAGAGAAUCCAGUGAACAAGAAAGUCUAUAUCUCUUGCACGGUUCAGUAGUGGCAGAUCAUGACUACAUUGGAUUGCCUGAAAUUCCGGUUGGAGCAUACCAAGCAAAUAUUCUGGUGGAAGAUGCAACUAUUGGUAUAGUUGAUAAUGAAUUACUGACAUCAAGCAAGGAUCGUGAACUAUUAGAAUAUAGAAAUACGAAAAUCUCUCCAUUGAUAGACGAUCAUAGUACUCUUGAAAAGCAGACUUUCAGUCUGUUGGAUUCCUCAAACCAGGUUCUUGAAUACUUAAGUUAGUAAAUACCAAAAUUUAUUUAAAGUGCUUGUUUAGAAUGUAUAAACUCUUAAUGAUAUCUUAUUCAUUAAAAACGGUUGUAUAGAAGAAGUAUCUUGACACAUUCUUAAUGACUAAAUUCAGAAGGUUUAUUUUAUAGUUAUUUAUUUAUUUAAAAUUGUGACACAUUUGAAUAUCCUUAUACAUCUAUAUGAAGGCAAAGAAAGCAUGUAAUAUAUAGAAUUCACUUUUUCUUCUAAAAAGAGAAUGGACAAAGCACCUCCACUUCAUAGGAAGUAGAUUCUAGCUCAGAUCUCUCAAAUCUUUGUAUGGCUUUGGUACCAUUUCUCAGUUUUAAAUUUUCUGAAAUUCUCUACCUUUUCAACAAUAUGUUUGAACUACUUUGAAUGGGAUUGAUAAGUAUUGAACCAACUGUAACAAUGAAUGAAAUGAAACUUCUUUUGGUUUUGUUAGAACUUCUAAAAACAAGAUUGUAUGAAAAAUAUAGGGUUAUUUAAUGGGCUUUUGCAAGAUAUUGGUCAUAUCAAAUUAUCUAAUUGGUUAGAUAGGGUCAGGAUUAGGGUCUGAAACUAUGUAUUGGUUGGAAAACAUUUGUUCAUUUUCCUACUAUAUAUUAAAGAGGAAAGCAUCAGCCUGGUAUGGUGGCUCAUACCUAUAAAUCUCAGGACUUUAGGAGGCCAAGACAGGACGACCACUUGACCCCAGAAGCUCGAGACCAGUCAGAGCAACAUAGGGAGACUCCAUUUCUACAAAAAAUUUUUAAACAUUAGUCAGGUGUGGUGGCACAUGCCUGUGAUCCCAGCUACUCAGGAGGAGCAUUCCUUGACUCAGGAGGUUAAGGUUGCAGUGAGAUGUGCUCAUGCCACAGCACUCCAGCCUGAGUGACAGGGUGAGUCUGGUCUCAACAACAACAACAAAAAUAUCUGUGAAGAUUUUUUCUGUAAUCAUAAAAAAUAAUCCUGAUAAAAUAACCAGUAUCAAAGAUUUUAAACUGUAAUUUAUGUGAUAUUCACAACUUUGUUCAAUAAAUAUUUAUUAUAAGUACUAUGAAAAGAACUGUGGGAAAAGUAAAAGAUGAGUCAAAUGUGUACCUCAUUUUUAUAAAGGACUUACUGUCUGGUAGUAACAGACUAGGUAAGCCAUGUACAACACAAGUUAAGACAUGCUAAAUUGCAGAAGACAGGUAUAAAUAAUGUACUUAGGGAGGGAAAAAAAGAGAGUUGUUUUUAGAUAGGAAAUUUGUGUUUAUCCUUACGGAAGAUGGAUCAUUUAAGCUUGACCUUGAAGAAUGUUUAUGGUUUAGUGAAUAGAUGCAAAUCAAUUGGAGAGAAGUAAUACACAGAGAUGAAAAUGAUUCAUGAAAGAGCAGGGCGUCUUGUUGUCUACACUGCCUCAGGUAUAAAGUAAAGAAACAAGGUAAUGAGGGAUAAAGCUGAAAAGGUAAGUAGGAAACCUUAUGGAGAGCUUUUAAUACUAUUAAGGAUUCAUAUGUGUCCCUCCCAAAAUUUGUGUUGAAGUCCUAACCCCUACCACCUCAAAAUCUGACUUUAUUUCGAAAUGAGGUUGUUGCAGGAUCAACAAAAUGAGGAUCUUAAUUAGUUAAGAUAAGAUCAUCUUUCAGUAGGGUGGGCUCUAAUACAGUGUUACUGGUGUUCUGAUAAAAGGAGGAAAUUUGAACACAGACUCAAGGAGAAUACCAUGUGAAGAUAAAGGCAGAGUUUAAGAUGAGCUAAGAAAUGGCAAAGAUGCCAGAAAACCACCAGAAGUUAGGGGAUAGGCAUUGAAUACAUUUUUCCUCAGUCCUCAGAAGAACAACCUUGUCAAUACUUUAUCUCAGACUUUUGCCUCCAGAACUGUAAGACAAUAAAAUUCUGUUGUUUCCGCCA